AUGGCUUACGCAGAGGUUGUCUCACGGCAGAGGGAAUUCUUCCGAACAGGAGAGCCAGCGAAAAUUGAGCAUAGAAAACAGCAGCUACGCAAUUUGCGCAAAAUGAUCACCGAAAACUCAGAAGCGUUGGGUGAAGCU
Molecule: messenger RNA, 138 nt
Organism: Cylicostephanus goldi
Lineage: Eukaryota; Metazoa; Nematoda; Chromadorea; Rhabditida; Strongylidae
Source: the annotation of a GenBank genome assembly